AUGUCGUAUGCAAAACGUGACCCGAAUAACCCACCAAAUUACUAUUAUAAUUUAAAUAAAAAACAACAACAAAAUUGGAUGAAAACGGCAAAGAAAAUGAACAAGAACGAAGAUCUUCAAGCCAAAUACCCGCCAUUCAAAUCAUCAUCAAGUAUCACCAUCAUUCACAUCCACCACAAAUCAACAAUCGAUACGCUAAAUGACCUCAUCACAUUAGCACAUCGAACAAGUCGUUACACAGUGGACACCGAAUCGGAACGAAAUAAAAUAAACAAUGAUGCACUUAUACAAAUCCAAUUCUUACACUCGACCGAUGCAUCAACGAUUAUAUUAAUUGAAACAGCACAUUUACCUAAUCCACAAACAACACUAUACACCAAAAUUAAAGAACUCUGGUACACCAUUUUCAACAACAACAACAAAGUCAUCACUUGGGGAACGGUGGAAAACGAAUUUAAUAAUUUUCACCACCUCGACUUCAUCGAUUUAGGUAAUCCCUUUCAACAUAUUAAUUUACAAUCUUUCUUUAAGGAAUGGCACGAUACACACUGUGUAACGCAUCCAGAAAUGGAAAAGCGUGAUAAACACACCGGACCAGUAUCACCCAAUAUGGUUGAUAUGUCUGGUGAUGAUAGUGAUGAUGAUAUGGACGAUGGAAAAUUAAAUGAUUAUGUACAAUAUAAAUGUGACCACAUAACUCAUUACGAUUACAAUGCAACCUGGUCAUUACAAGAUGCGAUAGCAACAACUUUUAAUAAAUUUUUGGACAAAUCGCAAACAAUUAAUUUAUGGCAAUGUGGCAUUGAUCUAGAAUUAGAUACAUGGAAGAAUAAAUUGUUUAGUCGACCACAAUACAACAAACAUAUUGAACAACAACAACGAAUAAAAAUGAAACAAUACGCUAUAGAUGAUUGUAUUGCAGUCGCAGAAUUAUUCUUAUACAUGUGUCCCGCAACAACAAACCAUCAUCAACUACAUGACGUAUCACAACAUGCAUCAACAAAAACAAUUACAUUAACAACAACGACAACAACAACAAAAACGACCCGACGAACCAUACUUGAUCUCUGCGAUGAUUUAUCUGACAUCAGCGAAGACGAAUUAAUUCAAAUUCUUAAACCAAAAUUUGACAAGAAAAAAGAAGAAAAUGUACAUCAACCACAUGAUCCACCAGUCGAAUUAAUUAUAACAACAACCGAAAAUGAAAUUAAUGAAUUAAUUCCAACCCAACAACCACCCCCAAACACAUCAACAACAUUAACAUUAACCAGAAACGAACGACAACGACGGAAAAAUCGAAAACUUAAAUGGAAACAAAAACAUCGACCCGAUUUCCAACGAAAAAUUAAAAGACCGAUUUAUCAUCGCUAUGAUUAUCGAAAGAUCCGAUCUCAAUUAGCUGAUGACGAUAUACACACAAGUCAUCAAAUAACGAUCAAUAAAGAAAAAGGUGAAGUUCUGAUCGGGUUCAAAUCCAAAGAAGAAGAAGAAAAAGCUCGAAACAAAAUAAAAAUAAAUAAUUUCUCCAGAACACAAUACAUCGAACGAUGGGGUUCCAUCUACACGUCGAACAUCUUCAAUGCGUUUUCUCUGUCAUCUCCAUCAUUACUUAAUCGAUUUCGUUCUUUAUCAACGUGUCAUUUUCCUCAAUCUCGUCGUAAUUCACAUCUAUGUUCCAAUCUUCGAUCACAUCACGUUCGAUAUUCAUCGCCAACAACGAUAACUUUAUUUCGUACAAAAUCAAUUUUACCAUCUAUUGUUGAAGAAGAAUCAACUAUCGAUGAUCGAUCACCAUCACCAACCACAUCAACAUCUCAGUUAUCAUGUACAAUAGUUGAUGCACGACGGUCAACAGCGAACUCAUGUAAUGUUGAAGAACUGGCUGCUUAUCUUGACAAUUUCCUUUAUUUACCGAAAUCAUUAUCUGGUGCCGCUGAGCUUAUGUAUAUGUUACAGUUGACUUGGGAAUUUAGUUGA
Rotaria socialis is the source of this 1977-nucleotide messenger RNA. The record is from the annotation of a GenBank genome assembly. Lineage: Eukaryota; Metazoa; Rotifera; Eurotatoria; Philodinida; Philodinidae.